Messenger RNA from Salvia hispanica, 1658 nucleotides. It is a transcript of the gene LCBK2, whose product is annotated as Diacylglycerol kinase family protein. Gene Ontology annotation, molecular function: kinase activity; ATP binding. Gene Ontology annotation, biological process: phospholipid biosynthetic process; phosphorylation. The record is from RefSeq and is a predicted model, not a curated record. Lineage: Eukaryota; Viridiplantae; Streptophyta; Magnoliopsida; Lamiales; Lamiaceae.
UUAAUGUAACGGCGGCCAACGGAGCACAAACUCAAAGCACUAAUCACUUAAUCACUCAAUCAAGAUACUUUGCCUUCAAAAUCUUAUCGCUUAAUUAUUAUCCGAUAUAGAAACUACGAUAUCCGGAUAAUAUAUACGCACAAUUUUAUGCGACAGCAAUUAUGAUUUCGUGUGCAGUGGCGGCGAUCAUCCCAAUGGCUAAGCCCUCGUUUAUCAGAGCAGAGCAACCGCUCGCUUCGGAUCUCACCGCCGACUUUACGGGCGGUGGCGCCACCUCUCGCCGCCGAGACCUCGUCUUCGUCGUCAAUCCUCGAGGAGCUAAUGGAAGGACUGGCAAGGAGUGGAAGAAACUAUUGCCUUUCCUGAGGUCUCGCCUUCGUUCUGAUUGCAAUAUAUGCGAAUCUCUGACUUCUGGUCCGUGCCAUGCCAUUGAUAUUACAAGGGAGGCCAUACGUGAGGGUGCUGAUGCAGUGAUUGCGGUAGGAGGUGACGGAACCCUUCAUGAGGUCGUUAAUGGCUUCUUCUGGGGUGGGAAACCAGUUUCUGAUCACGACCAAUCUGGCCAUACAACUGCUCUUGGUCUUAUUCCCUUGGGAACUGGAUCUGACUUUGCUAGAACAUUUGGCUGGAAAAAUGACCCUUAUGAAGCCAUUGAACGCAUUUCGAGAGGGAUAAGAUCUCGCAUUGAUGUUGGCGUUAUUACUGGAGAGAGUGCAGAGUCGCACUAUUUCAUAAAUGUUGCUGAUGUUCAUUUGAGCGCUAAGGCCGGUUAUUAUGCAUCAAGAUACAAGAAGUUUGGUAAUUUGUGUUAUGUUAUAGGUGCUUUGCAAGCAUUUUUUGGCCAUCACAACCAGGAUCUUAGAAUAAAGGUUGACGAUGGUGACUGGGAAGUUUAUUCCCAGGUAACAGCUCUUUGCGUUGGGAAUGCCAAAUAUUUUGGUGGUGGAAUGAAGAUUACACCAAACGCACAUCCGUCUAGCAGGAAUUUUGAGGUGGUUGCUCUUCAGGACUUCAAAUGGUAUGAUUUCAUCCUCAAGCUGCACAAGCUAUACAAUGGAACUCACUUGUCUGUGAAAAAUGUAUCUUCUAGAAGUGCAUGGACAAUUGAAGUCGAGGAGAUUGGUGGCAGUCGCAGUAUAUUUGUCCAGUCGGAUGGGGAAUAUUUGGGAUUCCUUCCAAGAAAGUUCAGCAUUUUGCCUAGUGUAAUAGAAAUGAUAUCCUAGCACCUUCCUCAAAUACGAGUAAGUUAUAUGCUUAAGAAAAAGCUGCUCCCAAGUGUCAUUAAGUUCCAGUUUUGUCGAGCGCGGCCACACACUCACUAUGAAAAAGAAGAGUCCAGCAUGUCCCACCUGAAAAGAACGGGGUUUCCAGUAUAUUCGUGCUAAUAAGGACGUAAACUAGGGUUAAGGAUAGCAUUUUUUGGGAGGAUGCAUGUUUUAUUGGUUUUUUCCCCAACAGCCAUCCAGCUUUUGUUAUCGCCUUAGUUUCUUAAGCAUAUUUUUAGAUUUAUCCUAAAAGAAUGUGAAUCUUAUUUGGAAAAACAACGAACUUUCGAAUGUUCUGUACGUUUAAAAAGUUGUUUGGGAGCAAAGCAAUCUUGGUUUGUAGUACUAACAAACAAUUCUAGACUAGUAAAUAUCGGUUUGUUUUGUUUCGAA